Messenger RNA from Ostrinia nubilalis (European corn borer), 2050 nucleotides. RefSeq names its product fatty acyl-CoA reductase wat-like. Gene Ontology annotation, molecular function: alcohol-forming very long-chain fatty acyl-CoA reductase (NADP+) activity. The transcript has 15 exons. The record is from RefSeq and is a predicted model, not a curated record. Bases 339 to 1970 code for a protein of 543 amino acids. NCBI's taxonomy places the organism in Eukaryota, Metazoa, Arthropoda, Insecta, Lepidoptera, Crambidae. Gene Ontology annotation, cellular component: peroxisome. Gene Ontology annotation, biological process: long-chain fatty-acyl-CoA metabolic process.
CGAGUUCCCAACUUUUGCGUGCAGUGAAAGAUAUUUUGUGAAGUCAAACGAAAAAGGACGAUACGGAUAACCUAAAAUCUUUCUCUUUGCAUAACACGUAGCCCGAAGCGUUUUUUAUGUAAUACGCUGUAAUAAUCUUAUGCAACUACAUUUUGGCCUCAUAUUUUGAGGUUGCGAUAGUACCACGCCAUGACCACUGCGGUUCGCGCGCUUUUCACUAUCUGACACUGACAGAAGUGUUUUUUUAUUUGUGUGCCAGUGUUCUAUUUUUUCGUGCAAAAAGGACGUGUGCAAAGGAAUUUUUAAGGAAAAUGUCUACAAAGCAGUAACCAACAAAAAUGGCUCCUCUCCUCGAUUCAACACCUGGGGACGACGCGGCCUUCAAAAUACCAGCCAUGGCGUACAGCAACGAUAACGAUAACGACGCAUCGUUAAAAACAGCCAAUAAUAACGAUAUUGACACGAGAAAUAACGUAGAGUUGACGCAGAUUCAGAAGUUUUAUAACGGAAAGAAUAUUUUGAUCACUGGUGCUACGGGGUUCCUCGGGAAGAUUCUAGUACAGAAGCUCCUACGAUGCUGCCCUGGGGUUGAAAACUUAUACCUGUUGGUCAGACAGAAACGCGGGAAGGACAUCUACACCAGGAUAGAAGAAAUAUUCGACGACCCUGUUUUCGACCGCCUAAAAGAAGAAGUGCCCAAAUUCAGGCACAAGAUUGUGGUGAUACCAGCUGACUGCGAGGCGGCGGGACUCGGUCUGACUUUGUCGGACCGACAGACGCUUACUGAGAAGGUGAACGUGAUCUUCCACUCAGCAGCGACUGUCAAGUUCGACGAGCAGUUGCGACUGGCGUUCAACGUCAAUGUGAAGGCGUCAUUGCACGUGCUGCGGCUAGCAAGGGAUAUUAAGGGACUUGACGUCCUGAUGCACAUUUCGACUGCCUACUCCAACUCGCACCUUGACCAGGUCGAGGAGAAGUUCUACCCAUGCAAAAUGGACUUGGAGACCCUCAACCAGACCAUAGAGAAGAUGACUGAUGAGGAGAUCAACAGCCAGUUAUCUAAAUUAUUAGGCGAAUACCCCAACACAUACACUAUGACCAAAGCAUUAGCUGAGAAUGAAUUAAGGAUCAACUCGAAAGGAAUACCUCUAGCGAUCUUUAGGCCGGCUGUAGUGGUAUCAUCAGCCAGAGAACCAGUAAAAUGUUGGUUGGACAAUAUGAACGGACCGAAUGGCAUCGUGGUGGGAAGUGGGACAGGUAUCCUCCGAACCCUGCAAUGCGACAUGCAGGGCACAGCUGACCUGGUGCCGGUGGAUAUGGUGGUGAACUGCCUCAUGGCUGCGGCGGUUAAUGUCAACGCGGCUUACGCACAGAGCAACCCACCGCCAGAGCCUCCGAUAUUCAAUUACGUGAGCUCAGUUGAGAAUAAGAUCACUUGGGGCGAGUUCAUGACGCUGAAUAUGGAGCAGGUGGACAAGUAUCCUUUCUCGAACGCCGUGUGGUACAUAUCCCUAAGACUGACUAAGUCGUGGCUGCUGAACAGAUUCUACAUGUUCUUCUUGCAUUUGAUACCGGCUGUGUUGAUGGACGGCCUGACUGUGUGUGUAGGGAAGAAACCAAAGAUGCUGAAAGUGUACAAGAAGAUUCACAAGUUCUCUGACGUUCUGUCCUACUUCUGUACGAAGGACAUCGAGUUCUGCAACAGAAGAACGCAAGAACUGUGGCAGAAGACCAGCGAAGAAGAUAAACAGCUGUUCCCCUUCAGUAUGGCGGAGCUGGACUGGCGGGAUUACUUCCAGGACUACUACCUCGGCAUCCGACGGUAUCUCUUCAAGGAGAACGACGAUAAUCUGCCCCAAGCCAGGAUUAAAUGGAAAAGGUUGUACUACCUUCAUCAGUUAGUAACAAUGCUUUUCUACUUCCUGGCAUUAUACGCACUGUGGAGUAUAUUUUCGUCAUUUUUGUUGUGAAAUAAAUUACUUAUAAUUUGUACAAAUAAUAAAAAAUACGAAUGUAAUUAUUCAAUGUGCAAUACGAUAAGACAAACCAC